UUAUAUAAAGAAUUAUUAUACAUAGAACAAUUUUGAAAUCAACAAAAAUAACUGUUCAUUUGUAAAUAGUAAAUUCAGCAUCCCAAUUUUGAUCAAUUCUCAGUAUUGGUAUAUGGUUAACAGAUAUUUUUACACAUGGUUAGGUACACACAGGUGAAGGGAAAGGAAAAUAUCAGUAAUUUUCAUGAAACAGAAAAUCCCUGGAGAAAUAGGUCUCUAAGAAUAUUUACACAAUACAGAAUCAAAAACUGUUAGACUAGAACAAAAAGAUAAUUGUUGAUACAAUUAAUAUUUCAACAUUUUCAAUGCCACUGAAAGAGAAAGAUGAUUAUUGGCUGAUUGAUAUCCAUAGAAACAAGAAGCUGAUCCAAGAAUGAAAGAGUAGAUUGAUAAUCUUUUCUGUUCAGUUCAGUUCAGCAAUAGACUAACGAGCAAAAACUGAGAUUAUUAAUUCAAGUGUUUACUUAGAGAUGGUAAUAGAAAAAAUAUUUAAUCUGAAUUUAUUAAGGAUAAAGAACCUAAUGUGUUUGUUUUGCAUUUGACAAACUUAAGAAUUAGAAUGUCACUUUUGCUGUACUUCCCUGAGCCAGCCAGUCUCCACAAUGCUGACCUUAGAUGAAGCAGCAGAUAUUUUUUCAAUAAAUAGAUAAAUCUCCACAAUGCAUGCAGAAUAUUUCAUGACUUCAUGUAUUCUAAAAAAAAAUACAUAAAACUCAUAAACAGCAAACAGCAAGUGAUAAAUAUGGAAGGAAAAACAGGAAGCCGGUGUAGCCAUCAGAAAGAGUAACUAGUGGCUAUAAACUUUUACCAUGAUGAACACCCCGAAAAUUUACUGAAAACCUUUUUAUCAUCAGGGACAACAGUUACGUAAAUGCCAGCACAUAAUUAAAAAGUAUUUCUCUAGAUGUACCUAAAGACACCAUACCCAUAAAAAUAUAUAAAUUACAAUGCACUCUUGUGCAUUUUGAGAGCCUAUUAAGAAGUGCAUGCAUUAGAACUUAAUAAGUUUGAAUAGCAUGGAAUUCUGAGUACAAAGUUCUUAGUUGUCACUUCAUUACAAUGUUGAAAAACAGAUAAAGGAGACAGGAUGUUCUAACCUUGAAAGGAAAUGCAUGUUGCCAAGUCUCAUAUAAAUAUAGCAUUUAUUUAAAUUAACAUGGAACCAAUUUCUUUGUCAAUUAUAUAAUUUUACUCAUUCUCAAGGUAAUAGGAAAUCAUAAAUCUUAAGCAAUGCGCUGCUUUGCAGUAGUUUUAUAUUACUAUUAGGGUUAGUCAUUAUUACCUGUAUCAUGUAUGGUUUUAAUGAAUUUGUUAAGAACUAGAACUUAUUAACAAAACAUUCUACAUCAUACUUUGCAUCAAUAUGCAUUCAUAGCCACAAAAACACCUCAGAAACAACUUAACAAAACACCAUGAGAUAUGAACAAGAGAUAAGAAAUCACCCAGGUUCUUUCACCAAGAGAUAAGAUAGACGAUGCACUGACCACCAUGGAACAAACUGGGGUUAAAUGACCUCUGAAGUGACUGAUUCCUAUAAGUGUGUAGCAUUCAUAGAUUAUGUACAUACUGCACUCUCCUCCAAAGGGCGAGAAAGCGGAGAAGAGCGAUGCGGCGACGGGAGAGAGAAAGGAAGAGGAAGGAGAAACAUCCACUUCGAAAACAGAGGAGGAUUUUCUGGGGUUUUCUCCGGCCGUAGAGAAGAGUAAGCUGGAGAUGGCCCUGGUGAGCCGAGCGGAGGUGGCACAGGCAAAUGCCAUGGCUCGGCAACUCCAUGUGUACAAGCCAGGGAUUGACUUCGUACCUGGGGCCAGACUGGAGGUCUUAGACACAAGGGAUAAUAACUGGUAUCAGUGCAAAGUUGUGGAGGUGGACUGGGGUGAAUUAGACAUCCUCGUUCAUUAUGAGCGUUGGUCGAAUCGCUUUGACGAGUGGCUCAAGAUGGACUCCACGCGCAUUAGGCCGGUGGUUCGCAGUUCCUCAAGAAAGGAAAAAAAAGGUGGCAUAUUCCGCAUUGGUGACAAAGUGACGGCUCGAUGGGCAGCGGAUGGAAAGCGAUACCAAGCACGCAUCACAAAAGUGCUGGGAGAUGAUCAGUAUGAAGUGCUUUUCUUUGAUGGCGUAACAAAAGUCGUCAGAUCAGGAGCGCUGACGAAGUUCGAAAAAAGAUCCCCACGCGUCUUGUCAGAACACAGCAGAGACGGAGACGAGACGAGCAAUGAUGGCGGAAGCCCCAGAAAGCAGAGCAUGGGGGAGGACGAAGAGAUCAUGCUCCUGUCUCCAGCAGCGACGACUGCGAGCUCCACCGACUCAAGGCCUUCGAGCCCAGAGCCAGAUCAGACUGUGGGAGAGGCGGUUAAAGAAGAAGAAUUGUCUGAAGUGGAAGCCGUCACAACUCCCGUCAAAAAGAGUAUAUUUGAAGUGGAAAUCAUCGACCAGAAAAGAAAGCCAAAGCGAAAAGCAGCCGUAGAGGAGCUUUUCCAGUCCCUGAAAAAGAAGCGGAGAUACGAGUACCAUGGAAAGAAGGACGACACAUCCCCCAAGACGCCACACACGCCCCUUAGUUCCCAGGCCAAGAAGGCAUCAACCUCGAAGAAGAGAGGCAGAGACUCAAUGGGGAUUUAUGACGACGAUGGCACACCCCUCGCAGGAACCUCAAAAUCUUGGGAGCCACAACAGGAGACUGCGGAAAGUACUUCUUGUGAGAGCCCCAUGCCAUCGCAGUCUAUGAACACUGUCCUUCUGGACGUAGAAGACGGCUGGAAGAAAUGCUGCACAAGACGCACACAUGGUACAACGGCAGGGAAAUGGGAUAUGUUCUAUAUUACGUAA
Messenger RNA from Penaeus indicus, 2829 nucleotides. RefSeq names its product PHD finger protein 20-like protein 1. Gene Ontology annotation, biological process: regulation of transcription by RNA polymerase II. Lineage: Eukaryota; Metazoa; Arthropoda; Malacostraca; Decapoda; Penaeidae. Gene Ontology annotation, cellular component: nucleus; NSL complex. The coding region runs from base 1558 to 2829 and encodes 423 amino acids. The transcript is spliced from 10 exons. The record is from RefSeq and is a predicted model, not a curated record.